CAAUUGUUGGAAUAUUUCCUCAUGAAGUUGAGCUCAGGCUCACAUGUUAACUAAUGCUUUUUGUCCUGCUUGAGAUUCUUCAUUUAUGAGAUGACAAAUGCCCCUUGCCCAUACUAGAUUCCUUCACAGCCAGCAAAACCAUGCAAGACCCCCAAAAUACCCAAGAAGAAAGCAGCGGGCUUUCAUUAAGGCCGAUUCAAAAUGACAGCGAAGUAUCAGAUAUAAGUCUGCUAUGGCAGAGUGCCAUUGAUCGUUACAAGGCGAUCACGGGCAAAGAGGUGGAUUUAAAACGCACUACCAACGUGCAGCAAGUUCUUGACACAAUAGAGGAUAAGGAAGAAAAGUUCAAAUGGCGUCGCCAUGAUGGUUCUAAGAUUGACAAGUUUAGGACGCUUGUCAAAGAGGCAUUGGCCCCUAUUCAAUUGAUCGGAGACAUUAUAGUGAAUGCUACUAAAACAAUGUAUCCGGCGACGGAGGCCAUAUUCGCCGCUGUGCGGUAUCUUAUAAGUGUCUCGAAAAGCGUUUCCGCAGACUACGACAAACUCGAAAGCUUCUUUGAAGAUUUGAAAUCAUAUUUGACGCGUCUAAGCGUGUUGGAGAAUAAUAUUCCGGCAGUUCCGGAACUCAAAGCGGCACUUACUGAAGUUCUGAUAUCAAUUCUAGUUCUUUGUGCCAUAUGUACGAGGUACAUGAAGACGAAACGCAUCAUCAAGGCAUUUAGAGCUCUUCUAUCCGGAGAAGACUCCGAGCUGAAGGAAGCUUAUGAAAACCUCCGCAAGGCAGUUGAACGAGAGAAAGGGGUUGUCAGGAACUGCAUUUUACUGGGAGUGGAGAAGGGCAAGUUUCAUGCUCGAGCGGCCGUUACUGGGAUAAAUGAGAACUUGGCUCGGGCGGAGCGUAUUGAUCAAAAGCUGGAGUACGUGAUGGAGGAAUCGAAAAGGACGAAUGGAUAUUUGGAAACCCACGAAGUAGCCGUUGAGCGAGAAAGUCUCAUCAAAUGGCUGUCGAGUCUUGAUUUUUGUGACAAGCAACGCAGUCUUUUCUCGAAGCACCAUGGCGAUACGGGGAGAUGGUUGCUCAACUCGAAUGAAUUCCAGGGGUGGUUCUCUGUCAGUGAUGAGGAAAGCUCUAUGCUAUGGUGUGCUGGAAAUCCUGGCUCUGGCAAGUCGGUCAUGAUGUCCACCGUCAUCAACUACCUCGAAGAAAGCACAAAGAAGGAUGAAGUUGCGAUAGCCUACGUUUACUGCGAUUAUAAGGACAAGCGCACUCUUUCGGAGACCAACAUUUGGGCCAGCGUGGUUAGGCAGCUGGUAGAAGCGUGUAGUCAGCUACCGCCUGACAUUAUUAGUUUUCGAGACAAGUAUCUCGAAAAGAGGGCACUACCGAGCGACGAAGAGCGUAUCUCACUCAUCACUGCUUUGUCUAAACGUUUCCGGAAGACGUUCAUUCUGAUUGAUGCGCUGGAUGAAUGCCCUGAAGACAACAGAGAUGCAUUUCUUCGAUUGGCCAGCGAGGUGCAAACCUCUGCACAUCUGCUGAUCACCUCUCGAAUGAACCUGGACCUCACGGAAAGUUUUGACCAUCUCACACAAAUCACCAUCGCAGCUCAGGCUUCGGAUGUGGAGACAUAUCUUGAUGCAAAGAUGAAAGCAAACGCAAGAAUGCGCUCACAUUUGGCCAGAGAUAAAGCUCUCAGGAAUGAUAUUAUUAAUAAUUUGGUCGAAAAGACUGAUGGGAUGUUCCUCCUGGCCCACCUACAGAUCGAAUAUUUAUGCGGUCGCACAAAUCUCAGACAAGUUCGCUCAUCGUUGAAUUCUCUGGUUGGCAAAUUAGAAGAGUUUUAUGACGCUGCUUGGCAGAGGAUAGAGAACCUUGAGGAGGGCGAUAGUCUAUUGGCUAAGAAGGCACUUUCUUACGUAUUUCAUGCCAAGAGACCGUUGACUUCGGAAGAACUUGUUCACGCGUUGAGUGUUGAACCUGGAGACCCAGAGCUCGAUGACAUGGGGUUUACUGAAAGGCAUAUUCUUCUGUCCGUCACGGCUGGUCUACUCCAAAUUGGUGACGGCACAGACGACGCGAGGCUCGUCCAUCUCACUCUCCAUGAAUACCUUUCGAAGCAUAAAGAUCGUUUCUUGGAACCGGAAAAACAGCUUGCAAAAGCUUGCUUGACCUAUUUGUGCUUUGAUAUUUUCAGUACUGGCCCUUGCGAAGCUGAGCAAGAACUCGAUAAGCGAAUGGGUCAGUAUGCUCUCCUCAACUACGCCUCUCAUCAUUGGGGAGACAAUUUCGCGGCUGGCCAAGAUCGUGAUGAUGUCGGGGAGAUCAUGAACUUCAUAGAAGACGAGAAAAAGUUGGCUUCAUCAUUGCAAGCCAUGUGCAUCCCCCGACACCGCACCGAUGGUUGGCAUGAAGCCUUUCCAAAAGAAUUUACGUCACUUCAUGCAGUUGCAUAUUGGGGGUUAUUUGAUGUUUUUGAAUCUGCUCUUGAGACUGGAGUUAACAUUGAUCACCAAGACAGCCACGGCAUGUCUGCACUUCAUCUAGCCUCACGUCGUGGCUUUGCAAACUUGGUGCAGGCCUUACUACACCGAGGCGCCGACACAGACUUGAUGAACGAGCGAGGUGAAACCGCUAUGCUUUGGGCCGCGAGGAAUGGUCACGGUGAGGUAAUGAAACUCCUCAUCGCGAACGGUGCCGAUUCGACGAUUGAGGAUAACGAAUGUUGGACUGCUCUUCACUGGGCUGUGAUUAACAGACAUGACAACAUAGUUUUGAUGCUCCUUGACCAGCAUGCCCGAGUUGUGUCAGACAAUUCGCAGACCAACAAAGCGCUGAUCUUAGCUGCUGAAGCGGGGAGUAUUAGGACGGUGGAUCUUCUUCUGCACCUAGGUGCCGAAAUCGAUGCUGUCGACGAACAAGAGAGUCCUGCGCUGCACUGGGCCGUCCCUGGAGGUCAUGAGCAAACAACCUCGAUUCUUUUGAAGAAUGGCGCGAAUUCCAACUCACGGGAUUGCUACGAGAACACACCGCUGCAUUGGGCGAUCCCGUAUGAGGAAAUCACCCGCUUGCUUUUAAGGAGCGGAGCAAACUCGAACUACGUGAACGACGCCAGGCAGUCGCCCUUGCAUUGGAGUGCCCACGCUGGAUUGACCGCUUCAACAAGUGCCCUCCUCGAAUAUGGAGGAGACCCCAACACACCAGAUUCGCGCGGUGUCACUCCUUUACAUAUGGCAGUAAUGCAGGGCCACGAAGCUAUAGUGAAUCAACUCUUAGCAGCUGGGGCCGAUGUCAACGCUAAAGAUGAUGACAGAUGGACUCCACUGCAUGCCGCCGUGGUAAGAGGUAACGACAACUUGAUUGAAUUACUGGCGAGCAGAGUGGAUGAUGCACAAGAGAUCAUGGAUAAGCUUCAGUCCGAAUUAUCUGACCAGGACAACCGCAACAUACUUGAGGAACUGGCCUCAAACAAAUCACAUGGAAGCAUAGUCGUAUCGGGCCUUCGUACAGCCGUUAACAGUGGAUACAAGGAGAGGAUCAUGUCGUUGAUAGAAAGUGGCGCCGACAUCGACGCUCAGGAUCCCAUCGGCGAAAGUACUGCCCUCACACAGGCAGCGGAACAAGGACGUGCCGAUCUUGCCAGUCUUCUCCUAGAGAAUGGAGCAAACCCAAACCAGCGAGAAAAACACGGGAAAACAGCUCUCCACAUCGCAGCCCAGAAUGGACACCUUGAUGUUGUCGCCGUCCUAAUAGCUGGAGGCGCUGAUAUAGAUGCUAGAGUGCACGGAUGGACUUCUAUGCUAUUAGCAGCAAAGAAUGAGAGGUUUGGGACUCUGGAUUAUCUGAUCAGGAGAGGGACAGAUGUCAACGCGGUCGACUAUUGUGGACGGACAGCUUUGCAUUGGGCUGCGAAGAAUGGAUGUAUGGCUUCGACACACUUGUUGUUGGAAAUGGGUGCUGAUGUUCAGGCCAAGGAUCAACUGGGAAAGACACCACAUGAUUGGGCCGUUGAAGAACAGCACGGGUUUGUUGCUAGUAUGCUCCAGCUCUCAGAGAGCUGA
Fusarium odoratissimum NRRL 54006 is the source of this 4058-nucleotide messenger RNA. RefSeq lists its product as uncharacterized. The transcript has 9 exons. Lineage: Eukaryota; Fungi; Ascomycota; Sordariomycetes; Hypocreales; Nectriaceae. Gene Ontology annotation, biological process: positive regulation of transcription by RNA polymerase II. Gene Ontology annotation, cellular component: nucleus. The record is from RefSeq and is a predicted model, not a curated record. Bases 141 to 4058 code for a protein of 1305 amino acids. Gene Ontology annotation, molecular function: transcription cis-regulatory region binding; protein binding.